Molecule: messenger RNA, 384 nt
Organism: Enterospora canceri
Lineage: Eukaryota; Fungi; Microsporidia; Enterocytozoonidae
Source: the annotation of a GenBank genome assembly
AUGCAAAUCUCAUUCAUUCUGAAUAUGAUGAUAUCAGUGAUUCUAUCUGCAGCAUACACUGAUUCAUUCUCACGUUAUUGUGAAGAAUGUGGUAAAGAUAAUAGUCAUACUACAAAAAGGACUUGUAGUACCUGUCAACUUGUAAUCAAUAGUUGUAGGACAUGCUUUCGCCUGAAUAAAGCGUGCCUCAAUUGCGUGAUAAAAUCACAAAAUGUGUCCAAUACCAAGGCAGACGAAGAAGAAGAGGAAGAGGAAGAUAUGGAGUGUAGUGGACUAACAAGUGUUGAACCAGAAAACAAUCAAGGCACAAAAAGGCCAUUUGAAGAUGAUUCAUCGGAUGAACAGCACAAAAGAACCAGGUGUGAACAACCCAUGGAUGAUUAA